GACACACACAGACACACACACACACACACACACACACACACACACACACACACACACACACACACACACACACACACACACACACACACACACACACGGGAAGCUGAAUUUCCACAUUCCACUUUGAGUCCAACAGAGAGCAAAGGGAGUGACACACCCUUCAGACGACAUUCGGGGGAGGUGGUGGUGGAGUUAAAGUGAUGCGGAGCCGUACACGCUCCAUGUUUAAAACAUAGAUACUAUCGCUUCAGCUCUCAUGGGGAAGACAUAGCGGGGGAAGCAACAGGUUGCUGGCAUGACAAUCAAAGAGCCCACCCACCGCUGGGCUCUCCUGCUGCCGCUGCUGGCUCUCCUCCCCGGGGGCCCGCGGGGCCUCGCCCAGGCCUGCGUCUGUCCCAGGGCCACCGUGGUCACCCGCCUACCCGCGGAGAUACCGGGCGGGGCCUGCUGCCUCAACUACUCCGGCUCGGCGCUGGGUCGCGUGUCCUGGCCCGGGUUCAGCGACGACGACGACAACAACAACAACAACAACAACAACGACCCCCACCACCACAACGCCAGCCGCCCCCGGCUGGAGGUGCUGGACCUGUCCCGCUGUAACGUCACCCACAUCGAGCCGGGCUUCGGCCGCGCCGCGACCGGCCUCCGGGAGGUCCACCUGCAGCACAACCGCCUGGAGGCGCUGCCCGAGGACUUCCUGGCCCGGCAGCCCGGCCUGCGGGUGCUGGACCUGGGCUCCAACCGGCUGCUGGAGCUCCCCGAGGGUCUGCUCCGGGGCUCCGGGGCGCUGCGGCGGCUGGGGCUGGCGGGGAACCGCCUGCGGUCCCUGGAGCCCGUGGCCUGGGUGCUCCGGGCGCCCCGUCUGAGCCGCCUGGAGCUGGAGCUCAACCCCUGGGACUGCUCCUGCGGCCUGGUGGAGCUCCUGGCGGUCGCCACGGCGACGGGGGCCAACGGGACCGUCUCCUCCGGCCCGUCGGCGAACCUGACGUGCGCCUCGCCCCGGAAGCUGGAGGGCGUGGCCGUGCUCUCGCUGAGCCCCGACGCCGUGUGCCAGCCCCCGGGGCUCACGGCGCUCUUCAUCCUCCUCCCGCUCCUCCUCCUCGCCGGCCUGCUGCUCUGCUGGUGCUGCGGGAGGAAGAGGAAGAGGAGGAGCGACGCCACCUUCGGCUCCAAGAAGAGGAAGAGCAAGCAGAGCCAGAAGGCGCCGGCGGCCGGUUUCCGCGACCAACCGCGGAAACCGGCCCGGCCCGUCGCCAACGGCGACCCCGCCCCCGCCGACGGCGCCCCAGAGAGAGGGGGCGGGAUCCUGAAGAAGCAGCUGCUGCUGCGCCCCGCCUCCCCCCUGUUCAGCAGCACCCGGGACCUCCCCCAGCAGGUGGAGGCGGAGCCAAAGCUAGGCUCCGCCUCCUUACGGGACUCCCGCGCCUCCGUCAGCUCCGCCGAGGGAGGGGGCAGCGGCCUGGGACUGCCGGGGAACACGACAGCGGGCGGAGGCGGAGCCGGCGAGGGCGGCGGCGGCCGGGGGGCGGAGCUAGACGACGUGGUGAGCGUGAGCGAGGUGCUGAAGGACUCGGCCAAUCGGGAGAAGGCGUACCUGGUGCAGUCCACGGAGUACUACAGCCUGCUGCCGGGCAUGGACCUGGGGGGCUCGGACCACGGCGACUACGAGAGCGUCGACCUCGCCUGAUCCCCCCCCCCCCUCCGGGAUGGGACUGAGCGUGUGUGUGUGUGUGUGUGUGUGUGUGUGUGAUUGUGAGUGUCAGUGUUUGAGUGUGAGUGUGUGUGUGUGUUUGUGUUUGCAAGUGUGUGUUUGUUUCCGUUUCCUUACCUGUCUGUUUGAGUGCAUGUUUUUAUUGUGACUGUGUGCGUGUGUGUGUGUGUGUCUGAGAGUGUGUUUGUGUGUAUCUGUGUGUAUGUGUGUUUGCAAGUGGGUGUGUGUUUCUGUCUGAGUGCAUGUUUUUAUUGUGUGUGUGUGUGUGUGUGUGUGUGUGUGUGUGUGUGUGUGUGUGUGUGUGUGUGUGUGUGUGUGUGUGUGUGUGUGUGUGUGUGUGUGUGUGUGUGUGCAUACG
This is a messenger RNA of Gadus chalcogrammus (walleye pollock), 2069 nucleotides long. Its product is annotated as leucine-rich repeat-containing protein 24. NCBI's taxonomy places the organism in Eukaryota, Metazoa, Chordata, Actinopteri, Gadiformes, Gadidae. Bases 296 to 1687 code for a protein of 463 amino acids. The transcript has 2 exons. Gene Ontology annotation, molecular function: protein binding. The record is from RefSeq and is a predicted model, not a curated record.